AUGUCGCUUCCCCCGCCUACCCGUCUCGGUCGCUACCGCAUCCUCUCGCCCACCUGCGGCCUCCGCGUGUCCCCCCUGCAGUUGGGGUGCAUGUCGCUCGGUGACCGUAACAAGGCGCUCGGCGCGAUCAGCAAGGAGCAGGCGUUCAAGAUCCUCGACGCGUACUAUGAGGCCGGCGGCAAUUUCCUCGACACAGCCAACACGUACCACGGCGGUCAGAGCGAGGAGUGGAUCGGCGAGUGGCUUAAAGCUCGCGGCUGCCGCGAGGACCUGGUCAUCGCGACCAAGUACACGUCCAACACGGAGAACGGGCGGAUUAAGGACCACCCGAUUCAGGUGAACCGGGCCGGAAACAGUGCCAAGAGCAUGAAGAUCGGGAUUGACAACUCCCUCCGCCGCCUCGGCACCGACUACGUCGACAUCUUCUACCUCCACUGGUGGGACUGGACCACGCCUGUUGCCGAGGUAAUGCAUGCGCUCAACCGCCUCGUUGAGAGCGGCAAGGUCCUCUACCUCGGCAUCUCGGACACGCCUGCGUGGAUUGUGUCCAAGGCCAACGAGUAUGCCCGUGCUCAUGGCCUCGCUCAGUUUGUUAUUUACCAGGGCAAGUGGAACCCUGCCGCGCGGGAUAUGGAGCGCGACCUCCUUCCCAUGGCGCGGUGUGAUGGGUUGGCCAUUGCGCCGUGGGGCGCCAUGGGCCAGGGCCGCUUCCAGCGUAAGGCGGACCGCGGCAAGAGCUCGGAGGGGCGUAGCGCCAACCCCCUCAGCGAGCGCGAGGUCGUCGUCUCGGACGCCCUGGAGAAGGUCGCGGACGAGCUUGGUAUUGCAAACCUCACCUCGAUUGCGCUCGCGUACGUUAUGGCCAAGUAUCCUUGGACCUAUCCGAUUGUGGGCGGACGCAAGGUUGAGCACCUCGUCGCCAAUAUUGGCGCACUGGAGAUUACCCUCAGCCCGGCGCAGGUGCAGGCGAUCGACACUGCCCUGCCGUUCGAGUACGGCGGACCUGGUCAGGACUUUGGCCUCGACCCGCGUGUGUGGGGAUACCAGCAGCACUUCCAGAUUGUGUCGGCCGGGCUUGUCGACUAUGUGCCGUACGCCGCGCCUGUAGACAUGACGGACGUGCGUGAGUCGGAUGCUGCGGCCAGGGCUGCAAACCCCGUUAAGCUGGGCAUGUAG
Cutaneotrichosporon cavernicola is the source of this 1176-nucleotide messenger RNA. RefSeq lists its product as uncharacterized. The transcript has 3 exons. The record is from RefSeq and is a predicted model, not a curated record. NCBI's taxonomy places the organism in Eukaryota, Fungi, Basidiomycota, Tremellomycetes, Trichosporonales, Trichosporonaceae. Bases 1 to 1176 code for a protein of 391 amino acids.